Molecule: messenger RNA, 1965 nt
Organism: Penicillium brevicompactum
Lineage: Eukaryota; Fungi; Ascomycota; Eurotiomycetes; Eurotiales; Aspergillaceae
Product: putative phenol 2-monooxygenase
Exons: 5
Molecular function (GO): FAD binding
Source: RefSeq, a predicted model, not a curated record
GAGAGCACGGCAGUUGAGCACAAGACUCGACAGAUCCCCCACCAAAGCAGGGAGUAUUUCGUGGGGAAUCAUCCUUGGCAGACCGCGGCUCCCGGAAUUGAUCCCGGAACACAUCCCGGACACUUCGGGAUUCACCCCGGAUUCACCUUAUUAAGUCCGAGAUACGGCCCCGGGGCUGGAUUGAAGCCCAACUUUGACAAAAUGGAAAAAUACGACGUUCUGAUUUGUGGCAGCGGAUCCGCGGGUCUCUGCGCGGCUACUUGGCUUGCCAAAUAUGGUGUCCGAUGCAAGGUAUUGGAGCGCAGGGAUGGUCCUAUGAAGAUGGGCCAGGCCGAUGGUGUGCAGUGUCGGACUGUGGAGAUAUUUGAAAGCUUCGGUGUUGGCGAGGAGCUCCUCCGCGAAGCUUAUCAUGUCCUUGAAGUCAACUUCUGGGCCGAUGAUGGCACAGGCAUCAAACGCACUGGCCGUACGGCAGAUACCCAGCCUGGUCUAUCACACCAGCCUCACGUUAUCUUGAACCAAGCUCGAAUCAAUGGGCUCUUGCUCGAGUUGAUGAAGAAGACCAACGAUCAGCAAAUCGACUAUGGUUACAAUGUGACCAACGUUGAAGUGGACAGCGCCACUGCUGACGAUUUGAACGCUUAUCCCGUCAAAGUCACCGCAGAGAAAGAUGGAAAGACCGAAGUCUUUGCAGCCAAAUAUGCAUUGGCUUGUGACGGGGCACACAGCAUCGUCCGCAAAGUCCUCGGGUAUCGCAUGAUUGGAGACAGCAGCGAUGCAGUCUGGGGUGUCAUGGACAUGGUGCCCCGAACAGACUUCCCAGACAUCCGCAAGAAGUCCACUAUUCGCUCAAAGGCUGGGAAUAUCUUGAUCAUUCCUCGUGAGGGUGAGAACGAUAAUCUCACCAGAUUUUAUAUUGAACUUCCUGCCGGGACAAACCCAAAGGAAGUCACACUCGAAAGCCUGCAGGAACAGGCACAGAGGAUUUUACAUCCUUAUCAAGUCGACUUUGUGGAGACUGUCUGGUGGUCGGCAUACGCGAUCGGACAGCGUCAUGCUGAUUUCUUCCACAAGGACCACCGAGUAUUCCUCGCCGGCGAUGCUUGCCAUACUCACUCGCCCAAGGCCGGUCAGGGUAUGAAUGUCAGUCUGCAAGAUGGAUACAACAUUGGCUGGAAACUUGGUGAAGUUUUGACCGGUCUGGCCAGUCCAUCGCUGCUUGAGACUUACGUUGUAGAACGUCAGAAGGUUGCCAUUGAUCUCAUCAACUUCGACCGCUAUUUCUCAAAAUUGUUCUCAUCUGGAGCCCAAACAUCUGCUGCUGAGUUUCAGAAGGGCUUUAUCCAGUCUGGAAAAUAUACUGCUGGCUUGACAGCCAAGUAUGACAUUUCACCCAUUACUUCGGCAUUGGAAUCUACGCAACUAGCUUGCAAUGUGGUCGUCGGAAUGCGACUACCCAGCGCACAGGUCGUGCGCUUCUGUGACUCCAAGCCUUCACAGCUCAUGACAGCCCUCAAAUCGGAUGGCAGAUGGCGCAUCAUGGCCUUUGUGGGUGACUUGGCUACACCAGGACAGCAAUUAAAACUAAACAAGCUUGGUGAAUAUUUGGACGCAGCCGACAGUCCGAUCCACAGUUUCACCCCGCGAGAUCAAGAUGUCGAUAGUCUGAUCGAGACAAUUGUUAUCGGACAUGGAAAGCGACACGACGUGGAACUAGAUGACAUUCCCAAGUGCUUCUAUUCAAUUUCAGGCAAGAAUCAGACCAGAGAUCUUCACAAAAUCUAUUACGACGACGAUAGUUACAACAUGGGACACGGCCAUGCAUACGAGCAUUUGGGAAUCGACCCAGCACAAGGUGCCAUCGUGAUUGCUCGGCCAGAUCAAUACGUCUCUGCCGUCAUUGACCUGGCGGAUUACCAGCAGGUUGGCAAUUUCUUUGCUGGGUUUCUUAAGCGUCAAACGUAG